AUGAUCGGCAACUCCGUUCCGGAGUACAUCUUCAUCCGCACCUCCAUCGCUGGCCUCCGUCUCAUAGCCCCUCUGAGUCUCGUCUACACAUUCGCCAACUGGCGGGAAGGCCGCUUUCUGUACUCUCCGUGGGCCGGAGCGUACGCGCUAGUUGAAGCAUGCUUCUACUUGUUUGUAUAUCUCCCGCGAUCCUUUCUGCUUCAGAAGGCUGCCACCCAUCCUCCUCCGCUCUCCCGCAAGGAGCGCGAAGCACUCUUCGGGAAGUGUUUCGUCUACAUCGCCCAGAUGAAUAUGGCCACCGGCUGGUUCUUCGGCGGCGAUGCUUCACUCAUCAAGCGCGAGAACAUGCGGGAUUGGCUCCUGUGGGCCCUCUUCGGUUGCAACCGCGACAGCGCACGGCCGGAAUGGGAUGAUGAAAUCGAGGGCUAUUUAGCAAUAUUGAACGAUUACAUGGGCAAGCCGCUGGAAGAUGGUUUGAGCGAGGCGGCCAGGUGUAUGCGUCUGACGCUGGACCCUGUUGCCAUGCUGCAUAGGCCGCUGGUUUGGUACGUGAUCGUGGGUCUACUCGAUACGGUGACUUGCAUUCGGUUGGCUCUCGCAGGGUUUAAACACUGCGACGCCGGGAACCCCUUUUCUUCCUUCCCUUUCCGGCUGUCGUCGUUCUUCUCGCAGCGCACCCCCGAGCCUUCCCUCGCGUACUGGUACCGACCUCAUCGCUCAAAGACCAAACAGCCUGUCGUUUUCCUUCACGGCAUCGGGAUCGGGCUCUGGCCCUACGUCACGUUCUUCCGCGAGCUAGCAGUCCAUGACCCGGACGUAGGCAUCAUCGCCGUCGAGAACCUCUCCAUUUGCAUGCGCAUCGCCCCGCCGCCUCUGCGACGCGCCGACAUGCUCGCUGCGCUCACGAAUGUGCUCCGGCACCACAACGUCUCCACUUUCGUCCUCGCCGCACACUCGUACGGCACCGUCCUCGCCGCGCACAUCCUCCGCGACCCCGCGCUCUCCCCGCGCGUCCCGCGCUCCGCGGCCGAGUGGCAGCUGUGGUACCUCGCGAGCCGCGACCCCGACAUCUCGCGCGCGCUCUCACGACACUUCUUCUGGACGGAGAACGUGCUCUGGAAGGAGGACCUCGAGGGCCGCGAGGUGGCGGUCGUGCUCUGUGGCCAGGACCAGAUCGUCGACUCGCGGGAGGUGAUGAAGUACCUUACGGGCACCGAGGAUGUGAAUCUUCGGUGGAGGAAGGACAGCCUAGAGGUGCUGUAUUACCCGGACCUGGACCAUUCGAACCAGUUCAACUCCAAGGACUGUAGACGGCCCAUGGUCGAGGUGUUGUCGAGGUUCGUGAAUAAUGGGCGCGCAAUAGAGCAGCGGUCGAAGCUGAAGGAGGCGUAA
This is a messenger RNA of Fomitopsis serialis, 1392 nucleotides long. RefSeq lists its product as uncharacterized. NCBI's taxonomy places the organism in Eukaryota, Fungi, Basidiomycota, Agaricomycetes, Polyporales, Fomitopsidaceae. Bases 1 to 1392 code for a protein of 463 amino acids. The transcript is spliced from 5 exons. The record is from RefSeq and is a predicted model, not a curated record.